UUUCCUCCGGCUUCACACACGGAAUCGCAGGUGUUGUGCUGAACUGUCAUGAAGGCUGUUAACCGCCACCGCCACUGACGCCCCUCAGUACUCAAUUAUAUUACUUUUAUCUCGCUGUCACCUCAUCUGGUAUAAAGCCAGUGAAAUCAUGGAGUCCAUGCUCAAUAAACUGAAGAGCACCGUCACCAAGGUGGCGGGUGACAUGACCAGCGCUGUCAUGGGUAACCCCGUCACACGGGAGUUUGAGGUGGGCCGUCAUAUCGCCAGUGGGGGUCCUGGAAUGUGCUGGAGGAUCUACAACGGCACGAAAAAAUCCACCAAACAGGAAGUGGCAGUCUUUGUGUUUGAUAAGAAGCUCAUUGACCGCUAUCAGAAGUUUGAGAAGGAUCAGAUCAUCGAUUCGCUCAAGAGAGGAGUCCAGCAGCUGACCCGGUUAAGACAUCCACGCCUCCUCACCGUCCAGCAUCCGCUUGAGGAGUCCAGAGACUGUCUAGCGUUCUGCACAGAGCCUGUGUUCGCUAGUCUAGCUAAUGUGCUUGGCCACUGGGACAAUCUCCCUAGCCCCGUUCCCACAGACAUCAAAGAAUAUAAUCUCUACGACGUGGAGACGAAGUACGGCUUACUGCAGAUCUCAGAGGGUUUGUCCUUCCUCCACAGUGGCGUGAAGAUGGUUCAUAGUAACUUGUGUCCAGAGAACGUAAUCUUGAAUAAGAGCGGAGCCUGGAAGAUCAUGGGCUUUGACUUCAGUAUCUCGUCUAGUAACCCUUCUGACACUGAACCCAAGUAUGUGUGUAAAGAGUGGGACCCCAAUCUACCACCUCUCUGCCUGCGUAACCCCGAGUAUGUCGCCCCUGAGUACAUCCUGUCAGUCAGCUGUGAUGCGGCUUCUGACAUGUACUCGCUAGGUGUGCUAUUCCAUGCCGUGUUUAAUGAAGGGAAGCCCAUCUUUCAGGUCAACAAGCAGGACAUAUUCAAGAGCUUCAGCCGACAGCUCGACCAGCUGAGUCAUUUGAAUCCAGGAGUGUUGAGUCAGGUCCCAGAGGAGGUGAGGGAACAUGUAAAAAUGUUGCUUAGCGUCACGUCCAACGUGCGUCCUGAUGCUGAUCAGAUGACAAAGAUUCCCUUCUUCGAUGAUGUAGGAGCGAUGACUCUUCAGUACUUUGACUCACUUUUCCAGCAGGACAACUUGCAGAAGUCUCAGUUCUACAAAGGCCUGCCCAAAGUUUUGCCCAAGCUGCCUAAGAGAGUGAUAAUAUACCGAAUCCUGCCGGCGCUCACGUCUGAGUUUGCGAAUCCUGAUAUGGUUCCGUUUGUCCUUCCAAACGUGCUGCUCAUCGCUGAAGAGUGCACAAAAGAAGAAUACAUCCGCCUCGUGCUCCCAGACCUCACCCCCAUCUUCAAACAACAGGAGCCUGUACAGAUCCUGCUGAUAUUCCUACAAAAGAUGGAUCUACUACUGACCAAAACCCCUCCUGAAGACAUCAAGAGCAGUGUUCUGCCCAUGGUGUAUAGAGCAAUGGAGGCUCCAUCUACUCAAAUACAGGAGCUUUGUCUGAAUAUCAUUCCCACGUUUGCCAAUCUGAUCGAGUAUCCCUCCAUGAAGAAUGCACUCAUUCCACGGAUCAAAUCUGCCUGUUUACAAACCUCCUCACUAGCGGUGAGGGUGAACUCUCUGGUGUGCCUAGGCAAAAUUCUAGAAUAUCUGGAUAAAUGGUUCGUCAUUGAUGAAAUUCUACCAUUCCUGCAACAGAUUCCAUCCAGAGAGCCUGCUGUGCUCAUGGGUGUUCUGGGCAUCUACAAGUGCACUUUCACCCACAAGAAACUGGGCAUCCCUAAAGAGCACCUUGCUGGAAAGAGUUUACCUCAUCUGGUAUCACUCAGUAUUGAUAACAACCUUAACCUUAACCAGUUUAACUCUUUCAUGGCUGUGAUCAGGGACAUGUUGAGUCGCAUGGAGGCGGAGCAUAAGACCAAACUAGAGCAGCUGCACAUCAUGCAGGAACAACAGAGGAGUUUAAACAUUACAAACCAGAUGAACCAAUCAGAGGAGACUAAGAGCACCCCCAGUCCAGCCACACAAGUCAGAGAAAUUGAUGAGAUUUUUGGUGGCAGUUCAGGAAGUGCAGGUGUGAAUGGUAAAGAGAACGGUUCCUCCUCUUCAACUGUUUCUCAGCCCUCAAGAGUGUCUCUCACAUUGGAGGAAAAGCAGCGUUUGGCUAAAGAGCAGGAACAGGCUGCUAAACUGAGAAGCCAGCAGCCUUUGGCUCCACAGAGCAUUAAACCAGCAGCAACAACACUACAGGCAAAAGAUCUGACCAGCAGUCUUCUGAACAGCAUGACCUCUCUGAACAACCUUUCGCUGAACUCUGGGCCCAGGACGAUGCCCAUGCAGGGGGGAACUAUCUCCACCUUCCCUUCUGGACCCUCCAUUGGUGGAAUGGGCAACAUGGGCUCCAUCAGCAAUGGCUUCAACUCGCCCAUAGGCUUCCAGACAGGGGGUAUGGGGAUGGGCAUGAGACCCACCAAUCCUGGCCUCUAUGGAGGCAUGGCCACCACUACGAGCGUUCCAAAUUUCAGCGCCCUGUCCCAAAACCAGUCCAACAAGCCCUCUGAUAUUUCCGCCCUAGACUCCCUCUUCACCUCUAACAAACCCAAAGUAAGCCUGAACCAAAUGGCCCCCAAACCGACCUCAGGAACCACUGCACCUUCCCCAUGGCUCAGCCAGUUUGGUACGGGCCAGCCUUCCCAGACUGCACCCAUGCAGGCAGCUCCGAUGGGAAUGGCGGGGGUCCAGGGUGGGUUUGGGAUGCAGGCAAACCCUUUCUUCAACCCGCAGAACUUCUCGCAACCUGUUGCCGCUCCAGCAGUGAAUACUGGAAUGAUGAAACAAAGUGCUUCAGUUAACAGUGACCUUAAAGACCUCUUUGGUUAAAACUUUUGGCUCUUGUUUUGGUUCUUACUUGAUUAGGAAUCAAAAGUGAAACAUCAGCAGCGACAAUGACUGUUAAAAUUUGGUGGGAAGGUUGGACGUGGGAUCUCUGCUUGAAAGAGUGUUUAAAAUUGUUUUUCUGGCUUGUUUUGUCUUUUUUAGCUCUUAUCAUGGUGCACCUUUUGCAAACAGUCAACUUAUCUCCUGGUGUAAAUCAAAAGGACUGAACAACAAACCAUCACGUUUCUAAGAGAAGCUUGUGCUCUACCCAUUGGGGCUUCUGUCGGUGGAUCAUCAUGCUGCAUACAUAAGCCAUAGCUUGAGACACAUACCACAGCUUCCACAAGCACACUGUGGAGUAUUCAAAAUAGAUGUUUCGUAACCAAGGGGCAGUCUCAAGCAUUUUUGGUUUUGCUUUCUUUUUCCUUUUUCUCAUGUUCACUCCUUGCCUGAACGAGCCAUCUUCCACUUUCAAAACAAAUGGCAACAUCAUCAACAGGAUUUGCUGUUUUGCUGAUUGUUUGCCAAUAAAGGAAGUCUCUCAAUUGCUCUUUCAACUCUGAACUAAAAUGCUCACCCUGUAAGCAACGAAGAGGUGGAAGCUGGUGCUGUCCACAGUCAUGGCCUAAAUAAAUGAAUUUAUAAUUUGUUUGUUGAUGUGUAUAUAAUGUAACUGGUGAUUAUUGUUUAAGGUCCAUACUGAUAUACUUGGUGCACUGAAGAAAGAGCUUCUUAGGCAAAUCUCACAAAGAAAUGUCUAAGUCAUAUUUUACAUCAAAAUGAAAAGAAAAAUGUAAGAAAUUAUAUUUUCCAUAAACAUUUUUUGCAUUAUUAUCAUGACAGUUAAGCACAUUUUCUCCCCAUAUUCUCAUUACCGUAAUGCGAAAAAUCCAAUUAUGAUGAUCAUGGAAAAAAAUAUUCUCAUUACCAUAAAAUGACAAAUUAUUCUCAUUACAGUAAUGUGAAAAAAAUCGUACUUUCAUUGUUGUAAUGCAAAAAAAUCUAAUUGUCAUUAUAUUAAUGCAAAAAAAUAGUUUAGUUCUCAUUACAAUAAUGUGAAAAAAAGUUUUAUUAUCAUUUAGGGCUGGGCGAUAGGGCGAUGUAAUCGGAUAUCAACGAUAUCUUACAGAUCCUGAUGCCGAUUGCCACACUCAGUUAGCACACGAUGAUCGACAAUAUCGGGAAGUGGCAAGACCAUGGAUCUGGGAAAUCAGCAGAUAUAUUAAACAAUAGCCUAGGGUGUGAAACUAACACCCGCGAAAUGUGUCGAGGUUGAAUCCCGUUCACAAGCUCCUCGUCCAAAUAUAUUUCAUGCGUGGGUAAUUUUGCUCAUCUACCUGCAACGUCUCGGAGUGACACAUGACAAGAAAUGCCGUUAGUCACAAAGACACGCGCUUGAAGAAACACACUUUAUUAUAUUUUUAGAACAGACAAAACAAAAGCCGUCAAUGCUCGUGUCUGAUUCGCUGUUUGUUCAGAGCGAGCCUGUCUUGUGGAACAAGCACAUGUAAAGAGUUUUCACUUUUUUUUUUUUUUUUUUCAGUUUCAUUCGCCUUGAAAACUGUUUUAAAGAAUAAUGUUGUGUAUGAGAAUGCUGCAAAUGAUCUCUGAUCAUCUCAGGAGGUGCUGUGAGUUUAGUUUGCUUUAUUUCCACGGACCAGUUCGUGGUAAACAUGGUUCAGUAAUAAGUAUCUUUCUAUUAAAGAAACAAAGACAAAGUGAUUAAAUCAUAAAAUAAUACAAGACAUGUUUACUUUAGUGUACAUAUUACGUGUAUAGUAUCAGUUACCAUUUUGUAUAAAUACCUUACAGUUUAAAUGAAAUGUGCUUAAUUGAAAUUAAAAUGUAACUAUGUAGAAAAAAAUCUCCAAAAAUAAGUUUUCCUUAUGCAAAAUAUAAUUUCUUUUUUCUCUCUCUUGGUUUUGGGCUGAAAUAUGACGGAAAUGUUUGUGAAAGAUUCACCCUCUAAUGAAAGGACACUGCUUUCAUACUGAAGGUGCACUAAAUGUAGUAGAACUGAAAACUGUAGGGCUUCAGACAUUUUAAAAUGAGUCUGUGCUUCAUUGGCCUGUAAUGGCUACUGUAUGACACAAUUACUGUGUUUGUCCACCUUUCAGUUUCUGUCGUUACUUUCUGCCCUGUGUUUGUUAUUAUUUUGUGUUGCUUGGAAGUUACUGCCACAUUCGGUCUACUGUUUUUUGUUUUUAUCAUUAUCACUGCAAGAUAUGGGCAGUUUCUUGCUGUGGGGAGUGACCAACCAAACAUAUUAUUCUAUAUCAUGACCAAACAUAUAGCUGCAACACAGCAUCACCAAAAUGUGUAUUAUUUCUACAAACUAUAUGAACUAAAUGUACAUUAUAUAGAGAUGAACUGCCACUGGAGUUUUUAUAAGUACUGUUUCAAGUUAAACACUUUCUUGAAGAAAGACUGGUUUUAUUUAAAAGGAAUGUGUUUCCUGGUCUUAUGAAUGAGAGGCCUUAUGUUGAGAGUUGUGCAAUAACAGGUCUGUUAUGGGGAUUGUGAAAAUGACUCGCUGUAUGAGUGUUUCACUACAGGUAGUUUUCAAAUAGUCUAAAUUAAAGUAUAUAAAUAUUUGGGUUCGUUUAAAUUAAAAGAAAUGUGAACUGGAUUGUUAGUAAGAUGGGGAUUUUUGAAAUCAAAUAAACUGAUUAUUUCAAGAGUAACAUCUUUGUCCUUAGUUAGUAGCUUCUUUUAAUUAUAACAAUAACAUGAAAUCAAAAUUAAAACUGUUAACAUGUUCCCAGUCUUAUUGUGGACAAUUCAUCAAUGCACAUUAUUACAAAAGAAACCCAGAAGUAAUUUCAUGAUAUAAUGUUUACCAAAAACUGUAGUUUUAGCAAACUCAGAUCUGGCUUGAAUUUGGUAUGGAACACCCACUUUUCCCAGUUCCCUCUUUUUUUUUUUUUUUUACAGCUGUAGUAUUUAUAGUGUGGGCCCAGUGAGUUUUACAUCACGCUCCAAGGUCAUGUUGUCUUACGUUUAGAUGACUUCAUGCAAAGAUUUAGCAAAAUACACAAUGGAAUUACCUUCAUGUAGUCUUUAUUGCCUACAAUUCAGUUUCUCUAACAGACUUGGCAUGCAAAUAUUUAUGGGUGAAUCUCACGAAACCUGUCAAGAAAAUGUCGUGGAUCAUAUUUCAUCCCAAAUAAAAAAUAAAAUAAAAUAAAAAAAAUAAUAUAUAUAUAUAUAUAUUAUAAUUGCAUAUUGCAUAUGCAUAUUGAGUUAAUAUUUAUUAUAUGCAUAUAUUUAUUAUGCAUAAAGGAAAUUAAGCCUAUUUUUAGGACCUUAAAAAUGUUUUGCAUUGUUACAUUAUUUUAUGAUAAUUAAGCACAUCCCAUCAUUUAUCAUUACAAUAAUGCAACAAAACAAAAAAAUUGCAUUCCUAUUAUUGUUAUGGACAAAAAAAAAAAAAAUAGUAUUUUUGUGAUAAACCAAAUAUAUACUGAUUUAAAAAAAAAAAAAAAAAAAAAUCCAGACAGGAUGUCUAACAGUAAUGAGAAUUACACACAAACAGUAAUACAUCUGGGUGCAAUACAGUACUAAGAAUUUGGAGAGUAAAUGUGCUUAAAUGUCAUGCAAUAAUAAGUGUUUUUUUUUUUUUUUUUUUUUUGGGGGGGUGG
Myxocyprinus asiaticus (Chinese sucker) is the source of this 6570-nucleotide messenger RNA. RefSeq names its product SCY1-like protein 2. Gene Ontology annotation, biological process: protein phosphorylation. The coding region runs from base 149 to 2932 and encodes 927 amino acids. The transcript has 18 exons. The record is from RefSeq and is a predicted model, not a curated record. NCBI's taxonomy places the organism in Eukaryota, Metazoa, Chordata, Actinopteri, Cypriniformes, Catostomidae. Gene Ontology annotation, molecular function: ATP binding; protein kinase activity.